Molecule: messenger RNA, 815 nt
Organism: Cyanistes caeruleus (blue tit)
Lineage: Eukaryota; Metazoa; Chordata; Aves; Passeriformes; Paridae
Source: RefSeq, a predicted model, not a curated record
GGCCACUUCAACUUCCUCUUCUGAGGGAGCACCAAGAGAGCUACAUGCUCACCAGAACUUCAUCAAGCAAAGAGAUGAAAGCAAGGUGGCUCUUCUCUCUCUUUUGUUUGCUCUCAGUGCCCUGUGUCACAGGCCAGCCUGCAGAUGUCAUUCCCCAGAGGGAAGUGGUCCAUGCUCUGCCAGGUGCUGACGUGACCCUGCUGUGCGUGUUCCCAAAACCGCCCACCACCCACAUCAUACAGACACAAUGGUCCAAGACUGAUGGCAGCCCAUCUACCAAAAUAGCUGUAUUUCACCCCACCUAUGGCACCCAUUACUUCACGUUUUCUGAGGCUCCUUACAACUUCUCUGUGUCCUUCAGCACAAGGAGGUGCUGCAGUGGGGAUGACACAGUGUCCCUCUGUUCCACCAAUCCAAAUGCCACCUCUGAAUGCAAUUGGUGGGCUCUGCAUCUGGAAAAUGUUACUGUGUCCCUUAGUGGGCAGUACGAAUGCACUUUUGCUACUUACCCAUAUGGGACAAAGGCUGCGAAAAUUCAACUUACUGUCAAGGCAGAAGCUUACCCUGAGAUCUUUAUUAGCCUGCAGGAGGGCUCAGCCAGCACUUCACAGAAGCCCAAUGUGAGCUGUGUCGUGAGGAAGGCGUUUCACAAGCCAAGCCUCCUGUGGUACAUGGACAGAGCGAGCCUGAUGGAGAAGCCUGGAGGUAAAGCAACCUGUCCAUGGGGAAACAGCAGGAGUGCAACUUGUACUUUGCACAAGGAAAUGCCCAACAGCUUACCCCAACAGAACAUCAUUGGUCAGAAACAGCAUUAA